CUCGUCGACCGGCUGGACGAAGUCGGGCGUCGGCGGGCUCCGCCGCAGCGCCGAGGGCCCGGAGCCAUGGGGAGCCUGAAGGAGGAGCUGCUCAAGGCCAUCUGGCACGCCUUCACCGCGCUCGACCUCGACCGGAGCGGAAAGGUGUCCAAAUCCCAGCUCAAGGUUCUGUCUCACAAUCUGUGCACCGUACUGAAUGUCCCACAUGACCCUGUGGCACUGGAGGAGCACUUCAGGGAUGAUGACGAAGGUCCUGUCUCUAAUCAGGGGUACAUGCCAUACUUAAACAAGUUCAUCUUGGAAAAGGUUCAAGGAAACUUCAACAAGAUUGAGUUCAAUAGGAUGUGUUGGACUCUUUGUGUCAAAAAAAACCUUACUAAAAGCCCACUGCUCAUCAGCGAUGAAGAUUCUUUCAAAGUGUGGGUUAUUUUCAACUUUUUGUCUGAGGACAAAUACCCAUUAAUUAUUGUGCCAGAAGAGAUAGAAUACCUGCUUAAGAAACUUACUGAAGCUAUGGGAGGUGGUUGGCAGCAAGAACAAUUUGAACAUUACAAAGUCAACUUUGAUUCCGAUCGAGACGGCCUUUCUGCCUGGGAACUAAUUGAACUGAUUGGAAAUGGACAAUUUAGCAAAGGCAUGGAUCGACAGACUGUGUCAAUGGCAAUUAAUGAAGUUUUUAACGAGUUAAUAUUAGAUGUGUUGAAACAGGGUUACAUGAUGAAAAAAGGCCACCGAAGGAAAAACUGGACUGAACGUUGGUUUGUGCUAAAACCCAACAUUAUUUCGUACUAUGUGAGUGAAGAUCUUAAAGACAAGAAAGGAGACAUAUUGUUGGACGACAGCUGCUGUGUAGAGUCCUUACCUGACAGAGAUGGGAAGAAGUGCCUUUUUCUUAUAAAAUGUUUAGAUAAGACCUUUGAGAUCAGCGCCUCAGAUAAGAAGAAGAAACAGGAGUGGAUUCAAGCCAUCCAUUCCACGAUCAAUUUGUUGAAACUGGGGAAGCCGCCACCUCACAAAGAAGCCCGCCAGAGACGGAAAGAGCUGCGCAAAAAGAUUCUGGCUGAGCAGGAGGAGUUGGAGCGGCAAAUGAAAGCACUUCAGGUGGCCAACGAGAACAAACAGCAGGAACUAGAAACUGUGAGGAAGAAACUGGAAGAAGCAGCAACUCGGGCUGCAGAGGAGGAGAAGAAGCGUCUUCAGACUCAAGUUGAAUUACAGGACAGAUUUAGCCUGGAGCUGGAAAGAGAGAAACUAAUUAGGCUUCAGAUGGAGGAACAGGUUGCCCAGAAAUCAUCUGAACUGGAACAGUACUUGCAGAGAGUUCGUGAACUUGAAGAAAUGUACGUAAAGCUACAGGAGGCGCUGGAAGAUGAGAGACAGGCUCGGCAAGAUGAAGAGACCGUGCGGAAGCUUCAAGCCAGGCUGUUAGAAGAGGAGUCUUCAAAGAGAGCAGAGCUGGAAAAGUGGCAUUUAGAGCAACAGCAGGCUAUUCAGACCACUGAAGCGGAGAAGCAGGAGUUAGAGAACCAGCGCGUUCUUAAGGAAUGUGCUCUUCAGCAGGCAAUGGAGCAACUGGCACGACUGGAGCUGGAGAGGAAGCAGGCCCUCGAGCAGUACGAGGGAGUGAAAAAGAAGCUGGAGAUGGCAGCAAGCAAGACCAAGAGCUGGAAGGAUAAAGUGGCACAACAUGAGGGAUUAAUUCGGUUGAUAGAACCAGGUUCAAAAAAUCCUCACUUAAUCACCAACUGGGGACCAGCGGCCUUUACCCAAGCAGAACUUGAAGAAAGAGAGAAGAACUGGAAAGGGAAAAGAGCACCGUCUAAUUCGGAGUCACAGGAGUAGCGUGGACACGGGGAUCCUGAGAAUUGGUGUUAAUGAAGGUUGAUGCUAAAAAUAAAAUAAAACAAAAAGACUGGCCUUUCCCCUUUUAGGUAGUUUCCCUGUUUUGUGUGCUACAGACUGGGUCAAUGUAUAACACAAGCCCCUCUUCCUAUUUAUAUUUUUCUCUAAUAAGGGCCAGUACUGGAGUGUUAUUGUUCGUUUCCCCCACCCCCCAAAAAAAUUGUAACUUCUAAAAUAACCCUUUUAUGAAUUGGAAAAGUAUUCAUCAAUUUUAUUCAUAAUAGCAAUAAAAAUGUGAUUGACA
Ornithorhynchus anatinus (platypus) is the source of this 2146-nucleotide messenger RNA. It is a transcript of the gene SWAP70, whose product is annotated as switching B cell complex subunit SWAP70. Gene Ontology annotation, cellular component: cytoplasm; nucleus. The coding region runs from base 67 to 1842 and encodes 591 amino acids. The record is from RefSeq and is a predicted model, not a curated record. NCBI's taxonomy places the organism in Eukaryota, Metazoa, Chordata, Mammalia, Monotremata, Ornithorhynchidae. The transcript is spliced from 12 exons.